AUUCAGCUGAUAACAUAAACAACAAAGUGAAUUUUAAAAAGGAAGAGUUGUUAUUUAGUAGAUAUUAUAUUAGUGUAGGCUAAAAGCAUUAUGAAUCAAGACAGAUAUUCUUUAAUAGACAAUACUGCCCAUUCUAGUAUCGUACAGGAAUCUGGUUAUGAAUCUACGGAAAACUCAGAUGAAAAACCUGCCAAAUUCCGUCAAUAUCUUGCUGCAUUUUCAGCAACUUUGUCAGCUUUGGCUGCUGGUACCGUACUGGCAUGGACUUCUCCGAUUCUAAAUGACCUGGAAAAUGGCAAGUACAACAAUAUUAAAUUAGACAGCAACCAAAUGGGAUGGAUUGGAUCGUUCGUAACACUCGGUGGAAUGGCGAUGUGCAUACCGACAGGCUUCAUCUGUGAUAUAAUAGGUCGUAAGAAAACUCUGUUGUUAUUAUGUAUUCCCUUCACGCUGGGGUGGUUGCUGAUAAUAUUUGCUAACAACGUGCUGAUGCUGUAUUUUGGCAGACUAGUGACAGGAACUGCUGCAGGAGCUUGUUGUAUAGCAGCUCCUUUGUACACAAGUGAAAUCGCCCACAAAUCAUUGCGAGGAACUCUAAGCAGUUAUUUUCAACUGAUGGUUACCGUGGGAAUAUUUCUGGGUUAUUUAGUAGGAAAAUACCUAAAUGCUUUAUAUUUUACAAUCUGGUGUGCCUGCGUUCCUUUUGUUUUCGUCGUUUUCUUUGUGUUCCAGCCUGAAUCGCCUGUAUAUUUAUUAAAACGAGGACUCUUCGAUAAUGCCAAGGGAGUUUUAAUUAUUUUACGGGGUAGCAAGUACAAAGUCGAUGCAGAACUUAACGAAAUUGAAGGAUAUUUAAAGGAAAGCGGCCAAGCAACUAUUUCCCUAACUGAAACUUUCAAACAAGGAUCUGUUAUUAAGGCUUUUGUUAUAUCUUCCUCUUUGAUGUUUUUUCAGCAAUUUAGUGGUGUAAACGCAGUUAUUUUGUACACUACUGAUAUAUUUAAGACGUCUGGAGUGCACCUGGAUCCUAAAACUGCUUCUAUUAUGGUAGGACUUUUUCAAGUUUUAGCUACUUUUGCAGCUUCUUUGGUUAUAGAUAAACUUGGUAGAAGAAUAUUAUUGUUUAUAUCUGCAUUGUUUGUUACCGUAAACCUAUUUCUUCUUGCUAUUUUCUUCACUCUUAAAUACAGAACCGAUAUAAGCGACAAUAUUAUUGAAAAAUUAGGAUUUAUACCGGUAGGAGCCUUAUGCCUGUUUAUAAUAGCUUAUUCUCUUGGACUGGGACCAAUUCCGUGGGUAAUAUCAUCCGAAAUAUUUCCCACAGAGAUUAAGAGUAUCACUAGUUCUACAGCAGGUACCGUUAACUGGUUUUUGGCCUUUAUACUUACAAGGUUUUACCUUCAAGUAUCCGAUUAUAUAGGACAAGAUAGUACGUUCUAUAUUUUCGGAUUUGCCUCAAUGAUAGGAAUAUUCUUUGUUUAUAUUUUCGUUCCGGAGACUAAAGGUAAAAACAUUUUAGAAAUACAGGCUGCCUUGAACAACAAUCAAUAGUAAAUUCGUGACGGUUUUAUUGAGUGUCAAAAAAACAAUUAUUAUGUAAGUUGAACAGUGUUGGAAUAGUAUCCUCACAAUAUUUCCUUUGGUAAAUAUCAAUGGGCAACCGUGAAGCAUGUUUUCUUGAUUUGAAAAUGGCUUUCGAUAAGAAAACUACGCGUUCGAUUAAUACAAUGUAUGUUUGCCAAAUCUAUCCACGCAUAAACAAAUACAGCCUAGAUAUGAAGCAUAAACAAUAUUGUAACCAACUUGAAGAUCACAAUAUAGAGUUUUAUGGUUUUGAUUUUUUUUUAUAUUGUUAAAUCUACAUAAUCCUUUAUUGUUAGCCGUCAAAGGUAUCAGUAAGAGCUGUUUAUCGACUGUCUGUAGGUAUCGACCUCAAGAGAAUUUAUAGCGGAUUAUCAUCAUCGUCGUCAUUGUUGGAACGGUCUUAGUUAAACCCUGAUCUUCCUAAAUCUGUUCUCCAUUCCGUUCUAUAACUUGUAGCCUGGUACUUCUUUACCACACCGAUUUUCCUGACAUUCUUAUCCAUACCAUUUUGUUUUGCUAAUAGAGUACGUCUUGCAGUACCAGAUGUCCUGCCCACUUCUUCUUUAAGUUCCAUCUUCUGUCGAAGGUUGGAAAUCAUUAUGGCUAUGCGGACUCUGUUGACUGCCGCUCUAAAUAUAAAGCCACGAUAUUCUUCGUCUUGCCACAUUUCGCUUUUCUCGAAUUCUGCCUUGCAUAAUAAGCUACAAUAAUAAUUAUCUUUGCCCUCUCAUAGCCUAAGUACUGAAAUUUUCUUCUUUUGAUCUUCUUCUGAUGCUGUAUUCUGACUCCUCUUUGUAUUUUAAUAUCUCGGGUAUUCUGAUUGUCUACUUUUACGUUGACAAUUUGAUUCCAAUAUAAAUCAGAUAUAAUUUUCAUAUCACGACUGUCAAUAUUUUUUUACAAGCUUUUUAUGUUGAACCUUAUCAAAUACCUUUUCAAAUCUACAAAACAUAAGUACAUGUCCUGAUUUUAGGAGAAGAGGUUUAAAGAAACUUUAUUCUGUAAAAAAAAAUUAAUAUAAAUAACUACCUUAAUGUUUCAACGAGUUUUUCUUCGGGUGAAAUCCUAUCCAUUUUCACAUGGUGAUAAGCAUUCUUUUAAUCAAGUUAACAGUUCAUCAAAAGAUGUUAUACUCAUUCGGAAAUAGUUCAAAAACUUUGGAUGGUAUUUUUUUAAUUUGGGGUAUAGAGUCAGAAGAAGGAUGCACCCACCAUCUUCUUUGUCGUCUUUGCCUUGCUCUGAAUCUACGGUGAACAACCAAAUACAUGCUAAGUCCUUAACUGUGCUGGCUUUCGACAUUCUGGUAAACCGCGGCGCUAAGCACUGUCGUGUGUACGAUACCACUUUUUUGUGCGCUCAACACGGCGUCUAACGGCCUCAUGUGUACAGGCCCUAAGAAACUGCCACCACAUAAUCGUUCGCAUGACAGUACGUACCUAAGCGGAGCCAUUCGCUAACGUUAGAAUCUUUUAACUGUAUUAAGUUUAAUUGUUAAUUAUUAAUUGAUAUUAUCUCUCUCUUCAAUCCUGGCCCCCCAGGGGGAGUGUAGUGGUCGACGUGAUGCCGUGUAUUGUUCGUCUCCAGAGAUCUCUGUCUCUGGUUAUUUCUUUUAAUUCAUGCA
Diabrotica balteata is the source of this 3205-nucleotide messenger RNA. The record is from the annotation of a GenBank genome assembly. Lineage: Eukaryota; Metazoa; Arthropoda; Insecta; Coleoptera; Chrysomelidae.